Populus trichocarpa (black cottonwood) is the source of this 414-nucleotide messenger RNA. RefSeq lists its product as uncharacterized. Bases 1 to 414 code for a protein of 137 amino acids. The record is from RefSeq and is a predicted model, not a curated record. The transcript has a single exon. NCBI's taxonomy places the organism in Eukaryota, Viridiplantae, Streptophyta, Magnoliopsida, Malpighiales, Salicaceae.
AUGGGGAAUUGCCUGACAAGUAGCAAGAUUGUGUCACAAAAUGAAGAGACUACAACAUCCUUGGUGUCGUCCAAGAUAGAGCGCCCUAAACAUGUUGAAGGUGGCAAGGCCAGGACGGUGAGGUUAGGAUUAGAUGAAGAGGUUAAUGUUGGUAAAGAUGGCGAGAUGGGUGAGACAACGACAUCUAAAGGUGGUGGUGCUGUGAGGAUUAGGGUUUUGGUUACAAGAGAAGAGUUAAAGCAAAUCUUGGAUUUUAGGAAGAACAUAAACUACUCUUCUGUGGAGCAAAUGAUAGGCGCAUUGAGGUUGAGAGAGAGGAGGACGGAUCAAGCUGGAGCAAGUAGUGAUGGCGGUGUGAUCAUGAGCAGCAGCAGUUGGAAGCCGGUUCUGGGUAGCAUUCCAGAGGAGCGUUAA